AUGGAUAUAGUAGCGGAGUUUGAUAUGGAGGUGAAUCUGGAUAUGGAGGUGGAUUUGGAUAUGGAGUCGGAUCUAGGAAGGGUAACAAGCCGUAGUUACGGUGGAGCUGGUGGAGCUUCAAUAGGUGGCGGAGCUGGAAUUGGUGGCGGAGGUGGAAGUCGAGGUAGAGCUCUAUACGAAAGCGGAGUUGGAUAUGAUGGCGGAGCUGGAUAUGGUGGCGGAGCAGAAUAUAUAGGUGGAUCUGGAUAUGGAGAGGGAUCUGGAUAUUAUUGCGGUGCUGCUGGAAUUGGUGGCGGAGCUGGAAUUGGUGGCGGAGCUGGAAUUGGUGGCGGAGGUGGAAGUCGAGGUAGAGAUCUAUACGAAAGCGGAGUUGGAUAUGAUGGCGGAGCUGGAUAUGGUGGCGGAGCAGAAUAUAUAGGUGGAUCUGGAUAUGGAGAAGGAUCUGGAUAUGGAGAGGGAUCUGGAUAUGGAGAGGGAUCUGGAUAUUAUGGCGGUGCUGGUUAUGGAAAGGUAUCUAGCCGUAGUUACGCUGGAGGAAUCGGUGUAGGAGCUAGAUUUGGAGGUGGAUCUGGAGAUAGUGGCGGAUCUGAACAUGGGGGCGAAGCAGGAUAUGGGGGUGGAGCAGGCUAUGGUGGCGAAGCUGGAUAUGGUGACAGAGCGGUAUAUGUAGUUAAAUCUGGAUAUGGUGGCGGAUCUCGUUAUGGAGGUGGAUCUGGAUAUGGUGGAGGAUCUGGUUAUGAAGAUGGAGCUGGAUAUGGAGGAGGAUAUGGAUAUGAAGGAGGAUCUAGUUAUGGAGGUGGAGCUGGAUAUGGUGACGGAACUGGUUAUGGAGCUGGAGCUAGAUAUGAAAGAGGAUCUGGAUACGGCAGUGCUUCAUAUAUUGUUUUGCCAGGUGGAGGUUCCGGUGGUGGUUCCGAUGGAAGUUCCGGUGGAGGUUCCGGUGGUGGUUCCGGUGGUGGUUCCGCUGGAGGUUCCAGUGGAGGUUCCGGUGGUGGUUACGGUGGAGGUUCUGGUGGAGGAUCUAGUUCACAUAGAACAGGAUAUUCAUACUAA
Molecule: messenger RNA, 1053 nt
Organism: Mytilus californianus (California mussel)
Lineage: Eukaryota; Metazoa; Mollusca; Bivalvia; Mytilida; Mytilidae
Exons: 4
Coding region: 1-1053 (350 amino acids)
Source: RefSeq, a predicted model, not a curated record